AUGUCGUCGUUGUUCGAUAUCAGUAUUAACGGGAAUAAAGUAACGGAAAUUAGAGACAAUAAUGGUGAGCCUAUUGACUGUGUUAAGAAACUUUGCGAAUUAUGUCCUACAUUGGAGAUAAUAGAUGAUAAAUUACUUCAUGAUGAGAACAAACCAACAUUAGCCGAAUCAGGUGCUGAUUCGUUAACCAACGUUGAAAAAGAACUGAAAGAUAUGGAUAGUACAUUAGAGAACUGCAUUACAGACAUACAAACUCAAUUUAAUGUUUUAUUCAAUGAUCUUAAUGAAUUGAAGUCAACAUCGAAUGACGAAAUAUUGGAUGAAAAUGAUGAUGAUGAUGAUAAUAAUAAUAAUAGUAAUGAAAAUAUGGGAGUAAUGGCUGAAACAUCGUUUAUUCGACGCCUUGACAUUCAGCGAAAAGAACUACAAGAUUAA
This is a messenger RNA of Didymodactylos carnosus, 435 nucleotides long. The record is from the annotation of a GenBank genome assembly. NCBI's taxonomy places the organism in Eukaryota, Metazoa, Rotifera, Eurotatoria, Philodinida, Philodinidae.